CGCCAUGUUGUUUGCAUUGGCAGCCUUGUAUGACGUCACAGGGAAAUUCGCAUCGCAAAUAGCGAAAAUCAAGACCUUUAAAGCUUUUUUUAGGGAUAUUCCGGGAGGUGUAAAAUUUUGAAAAAAACUUCCAAAAAUAAAACAAGCCACUGGGAACUGAUUUUUAUUGUUUUUAACUCUUUUGAAAUUGUGAUAAUGUUCCCCUUUAAACCAGACCUGGGCAAAUUAAGGCCCGUGGGCCACAUGCAGCCCGUUAAGCUUUUCAAUCUGGCCCGCCGGACAUUUCCAAAUAAUUUUUUUUAGAUUUUUAGGUGCUAGCGGGGUGUAAAAUACAGCCCACAUAUGCAGUCCUCUCCUCUCCAAGGUUUCUCAUAGUCAUCAUUUUCACUGUCACCGACAUCCCACUGGGGUGAGUUCUUCCUUGCCCUUAUGUGGGCUCUACCGAGGUUGUUGUUGUGGUUUGUGCAGCCCUUUGAGACACUAGUGAUUUAGGGCUAUAUGAAUAAACGACUAAUUGAUUGAUUAAACCUAUUAGAAAAUGUAAGCCUUAUUUUCAUAAAUCGACAUUUAUGUCGACAAACAUUUGCCUGGAGCAUAAUAAUAUUGACAAACAUUUCUAUGUCACAGUCGUUAAUAAAAAUACAACAAAAAAACUUGAAAUUUGUUGCGAAAGUGUGGAGCUCAAAUCAUUUCCGGUUGAUGUCAGGCUCAAAAUACGAUUGUAUUGAAAGCGCUAUUUUCAAACUAAUAGCUGACUAAAUAGUUUACGGAACAAAAUAUUUUAAUCAAUCCACGUUUUAACUACAUCACAAAUAAAAACGUUAGUUGGGACUUUAGGUAUUUUAAUCACUUUUUGCGGCAUCCACUUCCGCCGCCGCCGCCAACAAACAUGGCCGACAGAGAGAAGCGCCGGUCCGCUGUGUCUCCCCCUGCUGUCGUGGCCGAAGGCAAAGCCUCCAAGUCGGACACGGACAGCGACUUCCUAUCGCAGGCCGGCGUCGGGGAGCUCCUCCGCGGGGCCGUGUUGAAGAUGGUCGAAGCCAGGCCGGACGACCCCAUCGGCUUCCUGGCCGACCACUUCGGCAGCCUGGCCUCGGAGGUGGAGGCCGGCAGCGGCGACAAGGACCACCUGAACAACGGCCCGCCGGGAGGAGGAGGAGGAGGAGCCCCGGCCCAGCAGCGUCUCAACCGGGCACUGUGGCACCUGCGCCUGGCUCACCACUCCCAGAGGUCGGCGUUCAGCAACAACGUCCGUGUAGCUUACAACCUCCUGAACCUCGCCGGGCCCUGCCAAGGUCCACAUGAGGUCCAGGAGGACCCCCCGAGAGUGUCAGGCGGAGGGGGGGUCCGAGGGGGCGUGUACGUACAGACUCUGCAGUGCCUGUGCAGCGAGGGCGGCAUCCCGGCCUCCACCGCCGCCCCCCUCCUGUGUCGCCUCCACUGCCAAGACCACGAGGUCGUCCCUUACGACGUCUUCCGCCACGGCGUGCUGACGUGCGCCAUUUUCUCGGACUACAUCCGCCAAGCCCAGCGGCUUUACGCCGAAGUGUGCUGCCCGGACCAGGGGUCGCCGUCCCGGGCGCUAUGUCUGGCCGUGCUCGGCACCUUAAAGGACGCCUUGGAGACGUCGCGGGCGUGUGACGCCAACGCCAGAGGCGGCCUCUGCUUGGAGUCCGGGGCGAAGGCCGUUCGCUACCUGGAGGCCAACGCCAAGAUGUCGCCGCACCAGCUGGCACAGGCCAUGACGGCGGCGCGCACGCGGGGGCCGGGUGGCGGCAUGGAUGCGAAGGAAUUCGAGAACGCUGCAGCGGAACUCUUUAUCGCUCGUGUUAAAGUUGUUACUUGACAGUGUGCAACUACCUCCAGCAGACUGUUUAGAAACUUGAGGAAAAAGAAUAUAUGCAUGUUCCUUUCUUUGCUGAUGAAUUGCAAUAAUAUCUGAUCUUCAAUCCGUGCAAUAAUUCCUUAUUUUGUUGAAGAGGUUCAUUUAGCCGACUUAUGUAUUUAUAUGGGGCAGCACGGUGGUACAGGGGUUAGUGCAUGUGCCUCACGAUACGAAGGUCGUGAGUUCAAUCCUGGGCUCGGGCUCUUUCUGUGUGGAGUUUGCAUGUUCUCCCCGUGACUGCGUGGGUUCCCUCCGGGUACUCCGGCUUCCUCCCACCUCCAAAGACAUGCACCUGGAGAUAGGCCCCUCCCACCUCCAAAGACAUGCACCUGGGGACGGCCCCUCCCACCUCCAAAGACAUGCACCUGGAGAUAGGCCCCUCCCACCUCCAAAGACAUGCACCUGGGGGUAGGUUGAUUGGCAACACUAUAUGGUCCCUAGUGUGUGAAUGUUGUCUAUCUGUGUUGGCCCUGUGAUGAGCUGGCGACUUGUCCAGGGUGUACUCCGCCUUCCACCCGAAUGCAGCUGAGAUCGGCUCCAGCACCCCCUGCGACCAUACUUGCCAACCCUCCCAAUUUUUUCGGGGAGACUCCCAGGGCAACCAUUCUCCCGAAUUUCUCCAGAUUUCCAACAAUAUUGGGGGCGUGCCUUUAGCGUCCUCUACAGCCUGUCAUCAUGUCCGCUUUACCACCAUACAUACAGUUUGUCGGCCAAGUCACAUAAUAUAUGCGGCUUUUACAGACACACACAAGUGAAUGCAAGGCAUACUUGGUCAACAGCCAUACUGGUCACACUGAAGGUGGCCGAAUAAACAACUUUAACACUGUUAUAUGCGCCAUACUGUGAACCCACACCAAGCAAGAAUGACAAAGACAUUUCGGGAGAACAUCCGCACCGUAACACAACAUAAACAAUACCGAACAAAUACCCAGAACCCCUUGCAGCACUCACUCUUCUGGGACUCUACAAUAUACAAUACAUACCCCAGCUAACACCAAACCCCGCAUCCCAACAACACCCACCUCGCCCCCCCUCUCCUGAAUUCGAAGGUCUCAAGGUUGGCAAGUAUGGCUGUGGGAGAUUAUCUAAUUUCACCUAUUUGUGUUAGAAAUGUUUUUUGCAAACCAUUAAAUAUAGUCUGCAAAUGA
Messenger RNA from Nerophis ophidion (straightnose pipefish), 3033 nucleotides. It is a transcript of the gene tpgs1, whose product is annotated as tubulin polyglutamylase complex subunit 1. The record is from RefSeq and is a predicted model, not a curated record. Gene Ontology annotation, biological process: protein polyglutamylation. Gene Ontology annotation, molecular function: microtubule binding. The coding region runs from base 890 to 1846 and encodes 318 amino acids. Lineage: Eukaryota; Metazoa; Chordata; Actinopteri; Syngnathiformes; Syngnathidae. The transcript is spliced from 2 exons.